AUGUUUAAAUCGUCGUAUGCGUUGUCAGCAAACAUGUCUUCGAUGGAUGGUGAUCGUGGUGAUUUUGAUGAUGAUCAUGAUAGAGAUGAGGGCUUUCCGGACGAAGACCCUCCGUUUCAGUCAGAAAAUAACUUUUCGGAUGAUGGGCGGUAUCAAGAUGACAUGCGGUUUCCGGAUGAUCGUUAUCCAGAUGAUUCCCCUGUGCAUAAACAUGAUGAUCGUUACCCAGGUCCCGGACCUCGCCACAUGAGAAUGAUGAGGCCUCUAUUUCGUCCAAGAUUCCAGGGUGGCUACAGGGGGCACCCACGAAUGCAGAUGCAUGGUGGCGGUCGAGGGAAUUUCAUGCGAUCAGGAAUGGGUCCACAUCGUGGUCCUCAAUAUGAUGGAUACGGUCACCCAAUGGGUAUGAACCGGGGAUACCCACCAAGGUUUAGUCCACAGUAUCCUGGACGUUUUCAAGGUAUAAACGAGGAUCAAAUGGAUGAGCAGAUGGACGAAACGCAUCCUUCCGGUGACAUGAACUACCCAGGUCACGGGGAUAUGUCAAUGCCCCCCAAUUCGUAUUCUAAUAUGCAGCACAUGCGCAUGCGCGGUCCACCACCUCAAUUCAUGCCUCCCAACAAACAGAUGCCUCCUGACCAUCAACAACCAGGCGCUAUCCCUCCAGCGGGUUCGGGCGGGCACCAGCCUUAUGGUACAAACGCUUCAUUCAAUAAUCCACCUGGGUCCCAUUAUGGUGGACCACAAGCACCUUAUGGUGGAUCUGGAGCUCCUUAUUCCGGAAACCAAAACAACCAGCCCUUCGGGGCCCCAUCAUUCAAUGGCCCUCCUGUGUCUCAGUUCGGCGGUCCCCCUUACAAUGGUCCUCCAGCGUCUCAGAUGGGUGAUCCUGGUUCAAACCUACCAUCGGGUCAGCAGUUUGCUCCACCCACAAGGCCAUUUGGAGCACCUCCUGCUGGUCCCUUCCCUGUUCCUCCAACCGCCCCUUAUGGCGGCCCUGGAUCUAAUUCGCAACCUGCUGGGUCUUAUAAUGGCCCUUCACAAUUUGCUGGGACACCAACUGGCCCUCAAAGUGCUUCGUCCCAAGGCACCCCUUCAAAUGUUCAAAACAACCUGCCACCAACUCUAGCCAACCCACCGGUCCCCGUCGCUCCCCCAGCUGGUGCGCCUGCGCCAGUUUGCCCACAGUCUGCGACUCAGUCUCCAGCCACACAAACGUCUGCUCAGCCUCCCGCUGCUGCUCCCCCAAUUCCAGUAACUCCAGUCGCGCAACCAGCCUCAAACGUUCCACCACCGUUUACCUAUCCGACUGCGAUUCCAACUGCUUCAGACGGUUCACAUUUUGGUCUUCCACCACCUUGUUUUCCUGCGAUGCCUGCUCCGCCCAGACCCAUGGCUGUGCAAGCUAUUCCAGGACCUGGAAUGCCUCCUGGCACGACUCUACCGUGCCCAACGAUGCCACCUAUGCCAAUGAUGGGCCCUCCACCUAUUCCUGGGAUGCCUCCCAUGCCACAUCCUUUGUCUCAUUUCCGUCCACCUAUGCCUUUCAUGCCACCCGUGAUCCCUGUUAACCCUUUCCCUCCGACCAUGAUGCAACCCAGAAUCGUCGACGACAUUUGGGUCGAAAAUCUUACAGCCGAGGGGAAGUCAUACUAUUACAACAUGCGAACUCGUGAGACCCGCUGGGAUAGACCUGAAGGAGUCACAGUUGUACGCCAAGGUGAAGUAGAAGGCACUAUAAAGCCGGCAACAACGUUGCAAAUGACUACAACAUCUGUUUCGACAAGUGUUGGCGCACCGUCUGUCUCUCCAGCUACUCUCACUAAGCCUCCUGAGGUCGCAGUCUGGACUGAGUAUCAUAAUCAGGAUGGCAAAGCCUACUAUCACAAUAUGAAAACAGGGGAGACAACUUGGGAGAAACCAAAGGUGUUGAUUGAUUGGGAAAAGCAACAGUCAGAGCCGAGUAAUCAAAAGAUACCAGAACAACCAAGCCUCUCUACAACGACGAAGGUAGCUGCUACACCAACAACCGUCGCUAUUCCUGUGGCUGAGAUUAAAAAGACGGCUGUACCUGAAUCGAAUGAAAAUCCUAAAACUGCAGAAACUUUGAAAUCUGAUGCGAUUGAAAACGGAGUCGUGGAGUCAAGUGAGCAGGAGUCUAAAGCGGACUCAGGCAAAACCCCAAAGGAUAGUAGCCGACCGGUAUCUAGCACGGCCGUCCAUGGGACUCCAUGGUGUGUUGUGUGGACUGGUGAUGGUCGUGCAUUUUUCUUCAACCCGAGUCAGCGGCUCUCUGUUUGGGAGAAACCUGAUGAACUCAAAGGCCGAACAGAUGUUGAUCGUUUACUGGAAAAACAACCAAAUACAUCAUUGUCAGGGAACGCUGCCUCACCUCAAGUAAACCCUACGGGUAAUGACAAUGAAUCUGAAGCAGUCGAUGGCGACCCUGUCCCUAAAAGACCGCGCCUUGAAAAUGACGAAAUUAAUGGUCCUGCAAAUGAAGUAGAAGCACCUGCAGCUGUUGAACAAACAGAUGAGAACGAUGCAGAUAAGUUAGGCAGUUCGCUGGAUAAGAUCCCCAUUGGACUAGAAGCUGCCAAAGAAGCCGAAGAAAGGGCCGCCAGAGAAAGAGCUGUACAACCGCUGGAAGUUCGUGUACGACGGUUCAGGGAGAUGCUGGUCGAAAUGCAGGUUUCGGCUUUCUCCACCUGGGAGAAAGAGCUGCACAAGAUCGUGUUUGACCCACGGUACCUGUUGCUUGCAAGUAAAGAAAGGAAGCAGACAUUCGAAGCCUACGUCAAAGAGCGUGCAGAAGAAGAACGACGUGAGAAAAAGAGCAAGCUUAAAGAAAAAAAAGAAAAGUUCAUCGAACUUAUGGAUGAGGCUGGGCUAAACUCGAAAUCGUCGUUUGGAGAUUUUACUUCAAAGUUUUCGAAGGACGAUCGCUUUAAAGCAAUCGAGAAAUCCCGUGAUCGUGAAGCCAUGUUUCAAGAUUACUUAGUAGAAUUAAGGAAACGUGAAAAAGAGGACAAGCAUCGUGAAAAAGAAAAGGUCAAAAUUGACUUCUUCAAUCUGUUGAAAGAACAAGAAAGUAUCAAUCGAUACACUCAUUGGACUGAUGUCAAACGCAAGUUGGAUACUGAUCCUCGAUAUAAAGCUGUAGAUUCUUCUUCGAAAAGGGAGGAUUGGUUCCGAGAAUUUAUUCGUAAACUUGAUGAUGUCCCCGUUGUUCGAGAAGAUAGUUAUACAAGGAAAGAACGAGAAAAAAAGGAACGUCAAGAAGCAUCCCUUAGAGAACGUGAAAAGGAAGUGAAAGAGGCAUUAUCGUCUUCGUUGAGGGAAAGAGACAAAGAAAGAGAACAACAUUUGCGCAAUGAACAAGAAACAAACUUUCAUUCAAUGCUGCAGGAUAUGAUUCGUGAUCCUAGUUUGUCAUGGAAAGAAGCCAAGAAAUUACUUCGUAAAGAUCCUAGAUGGGAGGCUGUUAGUGAUGUGUUCGAACGAUCUGAACGUGAAGAGAUGUUCAAAGAACACAUCAAUGGAUUGUCUAAAAAAUCUCGCGAAAUAUUUUAUCGACUAUUGAACGAAAUCGAAGGAAUUUCUUUUGAUCUGUCAUGGAAAGAAGCAAAGAAAAUAAUAAAUACUGAUCCUCGUUUUGAAAAGAUUCCCAAUGACAGAAAGAAAGAAUCCGAAUAUUUAUUAUGGGUAGAUAUGAAAAAAAGUCAGGCGAAAGAAGCUUUUAAGGAACUACUAAGGGAGACAAAAAUAAUUAACACACGAACCAAAACAACUCUUGAAGAGAAUGAAAAUCACAUUUCAGAUAUUAUGGAGGCUCUUGAGAAAGAUAAAAGAUUUAUCGCCUUGGAUGCUUUCGAGGAUGAACGUAAUGCUUUGAUCGAAGAUUAUAUUGAUAGUCUAGACAAAAGACGCACUCCAACUCCAUUGUCGAUGUCAGCAAAAGAUUCCAAUCGUCGAAUAACGCUGCCUAUCACUGAUAUGAGCAGAACAUCAGAGUCACAUGAGCUGAAUUCAUGUUCGGCGACUUCAAAAGAAGGUUAUUUUUCAGACACACUACAAGAUGCUCCAACUAUGAAUGAUUUUGUUCAAUCAGAAGAAAUUUCUCAUUCAUUAACUAUUGAUAAUACUGUUGAAAAUAAUGAAUAUGUUCUUCAUGAAAAGAACGAAGUAACUAAGGCAAACGAUGUAUUUCCUAGGGAUGAUUAUGAAUUCCUAGGAUUAUUAGAACAACAAAUCACCAAUAAAAAGACUCGAAUAACUUCUUCAAAUCUUAAUAAUUCAAUCAUGUUAAAUUUCGAUCCGUUAAUGAACGUCUCAGAAAAUAACGCUUCCCCACAGCUUUGUAAAUCAAUCGAUCAACUUUCUGAACAGCUAAUCACGACAACUCCUGAAUCGUCUAAUAAUAAUAGUACAAUCAAUGCAUCAUAUUAUAAUCGUACAGGUCAUUUAAUAAGUCCUAUUGGUAAUGAAGAAUUGAUUAACAUCGCUACAGCGUCACCUUCAGUGAUAACAACAACAAUGUCAUCGUCAAUACCGACAACUGAACCAACCGUGGCAUCUCUCUCACCUUAUGUUAAUAUUGAUAAGUUUAAUUCACCUUGUGAUGAUGUAAUUCAAUGUAUUACAACUACAGUUCCUGUUAAAACAACUUGUUCUACAGUUGUUGAAUUACCCAGUUCAUCUUCUUCUAUACUUACGAACAAAUCUUCUACAACUGGCGUAGCUAUCACAGCAAUUGCAAACACUACCACUUUCUAUUCACCAUGGAGACAUCGUAGUGUCCUAAAUCAAGCUUUAGGUGGAGGGGGUGGUGAUGAUGAUGAUGGAGGAGGAAACAGUUCACCGGAAUGGUCAUCUUUUUCAAUACCCAAUGACAAUAAAUUGCACGAAAUCAGUAUAAUACAACAAGGUCAACUCGAAUACAAUCAUGAUAACAGUGAUAAUAAUUUGUGCGAGGAUUUUUCUAAUCAUAAUAAUAAGGAAGAAUAUGAAUCUACUACAAGGAAGAAUAAAGAGAAUUCUAUUCAUAAAACAACAAACCAUUCAGAGCUAGAUCUUCUUGUCAAUAUGUUAGAUCGUGUUGAAAUGAAAGAUGAUACGAUGCAAGAAAAUGAUAAAUCAACAAUUGUAACACAAAUUGUUCGAGAUUGUAAUUUGGCUAUGAAUGAAUAUAAAACACCAGAAAUUCAAUCUUCUAAAUCUGUUACUCCAUCUUUAACAUUUGAUAUAAGAAAAUCUGAAAAUCUAUUAAACAAUAAGAAAUUAGUUGUUACACCAAAAACAUCAAAUUUGACAUCAACACCAUUUCUUUUCAAUAAGUCAAUAUGUAUACCGGAAGAAUUUCAACAAAUGAAUGUCUUAGAUGUUCUCCCAUGCAAUACAUCUGAUCAAUGUAUUGUCAAUCAUAAUACAGAUAUGAAUACUACACCAUAUACUAAAGACACUGGUGGUAUAUCUGGAUUUUUAUCAAAAGCUGCAAGAUCUGUUUAUUCACGUCUUAUAUCAUCUGGUUCAUCACAGUUAGCAUUGAAAGAUACUUCAUUAGUAAAUAAACCACAGGGUAUUAUUGAUUCAUCACUCAUUGAAUCAUGUUCUGUAGGUGAUAAAGUUGAAUCAAUUAAAAAGGAAUUCAGCAUUGAACAGGAGAAACAUCAACAACAAUCUUGCUUAAAUGAAACAUCAUCAUUUGUUCAGUCUGAACAAAUCUCUCAACAAUUAUUAGAUGAUGAAGAGGCAUGGAAAACAGUCAGUUCCGUACAUGAUCUAAAUGGUUCAAUGGAGAUAUCUAGUAAAAUGGAGAUAACUGGUAGCUGUACUGAUAGUGAUGGUGCAAUGUUGUUAGGAAAUAAAGAAAAUGCAGAAUGCUUACAAGUCCAUAAGAUUAUACAUGAAGAUAUUGAUGAUGUGAGCAUGAAAAGUGAAAAUAAUUCAUCAACAUCAAAUUUAUCCCGAUCACCAUUAAAAGAACUACUUAAUAAUAUAAAAGAUGUGAAUACAACUGAUAACAAUAUUACUACAAAUGAUUUUGAUCAUAAUAAUCAAUCAUGUCAUGAACAUAAUGGAACUACUAGUACUACUACCACUACUGUUCCUUCGAUCUCUUCUUCGUCACCUACGAAAUCCGCAUUAUCCAUUUCGAUUAAGGAUAAUAAUAGUGUAAUUGAGAAUCUUGAAAACAUUGAAAUAACAAAACAAAACUUACGUGAUGAAAUUACUCAGUUAAAAAAUGAAGCUGAUCUAUGGAAAUCGGUACUUAAAGAUUAUCAAUCUACUUAUGUCAAAGCUGAAACAAUCAUAUCAGAAUGUCAAUUAGUAGAAACUACAAAACUUAUACAUUUAAUUGAAGAACGUAAUGAAACAAUGGAUCAAGCGAAACGAAUGCUUGCUGUAUAUAAAGAUAUGAUGCAUCGUGUUGAACGUGCACAAAAUGUAUUACAAUUUGCUAAAAAGAAACAAGAAUCAUUAAAAAUGAAUUUUGAUAAGAUUCAUUCAAGCAUGUUGACAAUACAAGAGAAACAGUAUGAUUUUAUUAAUUCAUAUGAACAACAAUUAAAUAAUGCUUUAAUUAAUCAAGAUAAACAAAAUGAUUUAUAUGAAAGAAAAUUAAAUAAAUUAACAUAUGAACGUCGACAAACUGAUAUGCGUAUUUUAUCAUUAACUGAAGAAGUGAAACAAAAGGAUUUACAAAAUAAUGAAUUGAAAACAAUCAAAGAUCAAUUACUCUUAUCACCAAUUCGUUAA
Schistosoma intercalatum is the source of this 6759-nucleotide messenger RNA. The record is from the annotation of a GenBank genome assembly. Lineage: Eukaryota; Metazoa; Platyhelminthes; Trematoda; Strigeidida; Schistosomatidae.